GCACAGUGACGUCGACAUCAUCCUCAUUAGCAUCCCCCAUCCUUCCCACAGAGCCGCUGGUCUGUUUACAGGUCACUCCGCUAAACGGAGAAGACAUUUCUGGCUGUAGUGGACAGUGGAUCUGCAGCCCUGCAUACUAAACAGGAGAACAAGCUUUUCAUCAUGAACUGCGAUAUAGAUGGAGACAUGGAGAACCAGGUGGAGAUGGAGGAGAAGACGAGGUUAAUUAAUCAAGUUUUGGAACUUCAGCACACUCUCGAAGACCUUUCAGCGCGGGUGGACGCAGUCAAGGAGGAGAACCUGAAGUUAAAGUCUGAGAACCAGGUGCUGGGUCAGUACAUAGAGAACCUCAUGUCUGCCUCCAGCGUGUUCCAGACCACCGACACCAAGAGCAAACGGAAGUGAGGAAAAGAAAGGGACCCGCCAUCCAGGCAUGGAGAGGGAUUUGCUUUUCUCAGCAGACCUGGGCGUUUCUUCGGUAAUCGCAUAAUCAGAAAUAUGAACUUUCCCUUCCUGCUGACUAAACAAAUCAAUCUAAUGUUAGUCUUGCCCAGGUCUGUUUUGCAGCAGCUUCCUCUCCACACUACAGACAAGGUAGACAUCACCCUUUAAUCAGCAACACUAAAACAGAACUAUGUAAAUAAAGUGGUUGAGGGUCAUUUGUACCUUGAGUCUCUUCUUAACAUUCUCUGUCGAAGUCGUAUCUGUAAAAUAAUUCUUAGCUCUGCUUUAUCUGCUUUGUUUUCCAUAAAUAUUUCAAAUACUGCUCCUCAUUUCAAUUAUUUAUUUUUGUACAUUUUUCUUUAUGUCAGCGCUAGUCCCGGAUGCAAGCAUGACUAUUACUGUUAAAAAAAGCUGGCAAACUGGACAGUAUUAGGGAGGAUAUAAGAUGUAACUGGAUCGCAUGUAGGAGUUAUUUAAAAUGCAUCUUAUGAUGUCAUUAAAUCAACAAUCCCUAAAUAACGAAGUGUACAAAUAACCUUUUAACAAUGUGGAUAGUAGAUAACAAUGCAAAUAAAAAUCAGAGAAACUAAAAGGUGUAAACCGUUUUUAGUUGCAAGUGUAUGCAAUAUUUUAAUCACGAUACAUGAUUUCCAUUCUGUACUUACAAGUAUUUGCGACCCUUUUCAGUUUAUCAUGUCAUGUGGUGUAAAUUGUAAUGUAAGCGUGAUAAAGGAAAUGAUCGGGUCAUAAAUGGUUUCAUUUGUGUUCUUACUCUGUGGGAGGAGGGGACUAAAUAGGCCAGAUGACACAAGGAGGAGGAGACAGGCAGGAAGGGAGCAGUUGAGUGGCCUUGAGUGCUAUUGAUUCACUCAGCCUGGAAUACACCGGCUGCUAGAGGAGGGGUAUGACUGUAAAAUGUGCUGAUGUGCUCAGAGUACAGUAGAGGAGGGUGUGUUCUCAAACUCCUGCUAGCUCAGGGGAUGAGGGUGGAAGAAUUAAUCUGAAGAAUUGUUCCUCUUACAAAAAAAAAGUCUGAUAAUAUCUGGAAACCAGUUAUCCAUGUUCAAAUGUGGAAGUCUUAAUACAGGAUGCUAUAAACAUUGUAUAUGCUUGUAAUUUUUUAAGGUUAUUUUGAUAACAGUUGUACAGUCUUUUAUUUAUUUGCUGGCAUGUUAUUUUUCCCACAUAACCACCUUUGCCUUUUAGACAUUUGUUUAAUAAAAACCUAAUAUCACUC
Molecule: messenger RNA, 1681 nt
Organism: Notothenia coriiceps (black rockcod)
Lineage: Eukaryota; Metazoa; Chordata; Actinopteri; Perciformes; Nototheniidae
Product: short coiled-coil protein A
Exons: 4
Coding region: 163-405 (80 amino acids)
Cellular component (GO): trans-Golgi network
Source: RefSeq, a predicted model, not a curated record